GUGUGCCACAGUGUCAGCGUCACUCUUAUGGUGGCUGAGCUUUCUCCCUCUAAUUUUGGCGUUAAUUUUCCCAAUCGCGCACACACUGCUACGACAGUUACACUCCUUACUCGGUCAAGCCCCGGCAAAUCGUAACGGUCAUAUUUGAUUAUUUUCCAUUCCCAUUUUUCAACCUUCCUCGUCACAUUGAAUUCUGUUCAAUACUUCAUGGAGCUUCUUCUUCGUUUUUUCAUGCCAUUUUUAGGGUUCUGCGACUCAGCGUGAAUUCCAAUUAUGAAUUUCGUGUUUCGAAUUUGAGUAUUAUUGAUAAUUAUGGAAUAGUAUUAAUGUUACUACAAUUUUAGUAUUUGGAAUUUGGAAUAAGUAAGAACAAUGGUGGCUGCAAUUUCUACGGCGAUAAACCCCAAGCGACGGCAGACGCCAACUCCAAGAAGAACUCCUCUGUUACCUUCUGAAUCGGACAAUGCACUCGCUCCACCACGCAGGCCCAAAGCACGAGAAGUUACUUCUCGCUACAUGUCUUCUUCUUCGUCUUCGUCUUCCUCUGUUUCGUCUCCUCCGAGACGAUGCCAAUCGCCGCUGGUGGUGACAAGGACGGUGAAUUCCGCAAAAACGAAGCAAACGCCGACGCCGACUCCGACUCCGACGCCGUUUGCGAAGCGGUCACAGUCGGCGGAACGCCGGCGACAAGGAACUCCUCGACCUACGACGGAAGCUCCGGCGGCUCAGAAAGUGCUCUUCACUUCCACCAGGAGCUUGUCCGUCUCGUUCCAGGGCGAGUCGUUCCCGAUCCAGGUUAGAACGACGAAACCGCCGCCGCCGUCACAGAGUUUCCGGAAGAGCACGCCUGAGAGGAGGAAGGCCGCGACAACGACGACGCCAACGCCGGUGAGAAACGGAAAUUCGGAUCACACCGAGAAUGCGAGGUCAUUAGAUCGGCACCGGUGGCCGGCAAAAUCGCAAUAUGCUGAUUCCACCGCGCGAAAACAAACUGACGCGCCGGCGAGCGUGGCUAGGUCGUUGCAGAAUGUCAUGGCGGACGUUCGAGGUUCUCUCGACGCGACGACGUUGAGAUCGGAGAGCUACAAAACUAACGGAUCUGAGUUUCAGCACGAGGCUGAGUCUAUUGCUUCUGAUACCGAAAGCGUAACUUCUGGAAGUUCCUCUGGAGAAGGAAUUCGAGGUUCUCGAGGACUCGUGGUUCCAGCGAGGUUCUGGCAAGAGCAUAAUAACCGUUUACGGCGCCAAACGGAAACUCCGUCUUCUAGAAACGGCGUAAUUGGAAACAAAGGAACGGUUAGUACUCCUAGUCCUAGACUUCUGGUGCAGAAGAAAACGGCGUUGGAUUGUCCUGUUUCGUCGCCACGUGGAGUUCUGAAUAGCCGUGCUCUUCAAGGUUCUCCGAUCCGUUCCGCGGUGCGUCCUGCGUCUCCGAGUAAGCUAGCGACGCCGUCACUGUGGUCUCCUUCGAGAGGAGUGAGUCCGUCACGAGCGCAAAACGGCGUCGUCAGUGGCUUGAGUAGUAGGUUCGGUGGUGGUAGUGAACCUUCUGUUUUGAGCUUCGCUGUUGAUGUUUCGAGGGGGAAGGUAGCGGAGAACCGGAUCUUUGAUGCGCAUUUAUUGAGACUCUUCCAUAACAGACUCCUUCAGUGGCGUUUUGUUAACGCCAGAGCUGAUGCUGCUCUCUCUGCGCAGACAUUGAAUGCGGAGAAAAGCCUCUAUGAUGCAUGGAUUGCUAUGUCGAAUCUACGAGAAUCCGUUAGAGCCAAAAGAGCAGAGUUUCAGUUGCUGAAGCAACAAUUUAAGUUAAUAUCCAUCCUGAAGGAUCAAAUGGUAUAUUUGGAAGAUUGGGCUACUUUGGAUCGGUUGUACUCUAGUUCACUUUCAGGAGCUACUGAAGCCCUAAGGGCUAGCACUCUUCGACUUCCUGUUGUUGGUGGGGCCAAGACAGAUUUGCUAAAUUUGAAGGAUGCAAUUAGCUCAGCAAUGGAUGUGAUGCAGGCAAUGGCAUCCUCCAUAUGCCUAUUGUCACCAAAGGUUGGGCAAUUAAAUUCGCUGGUUGUUGAAGUUGCCAACUUAAGUGCGAAGGAGCGUGUUUUGCUUGAAGAGUGCAGAGACCUUUUGUCAGCGAUUACAACUAUGCAGGUUAGAGAGUGUAGCCUGAGAACGCAUGUUGCUCAACUGAAAUGCCAACCCAGAAGUACUACAGUGAAAGUAACAAGCAAAUAAUACACUGUCUGACCACCCGUGCUUACUUUCAUUGCUAACUCAUAACAUAGAAAUGGUUAUUUCGGCCUUGAAUUCAAUACAUGAAACCAUCAUUAUUGAUUGAGAAGAGCUAGUUAGUAUGAAAAAGCAUAAAAAAACUACAGAUAGCACAAAUAUCCUGGUCAAACAGGAUUUUUCCUCAAAUUGUACAUAGAAAUUUGUAACAAGUAGUUGCUCUCUGAUUGGUUACACCAGUGAGGGUUGAAAUUUGUCUUUUGGGAGUUUUUAUACAAUUUUUUUUUUCUAUAAAAAAGAAAAUCCUUGUCAUUUGUCUUUUUUGUUAAAGGAUGUAUAUAAACUGUGUAGCAUUUUUUUUUUAUUUUAGUUGUUUUUUUGUUUUA
Messenger RNA from Glycine soja, 2609 nucleotides. RefSeq names its product QWRF motif-containing protein 2-like. Gene Ontology annotation, cellular component: nuclear microtubule; centrosome; cytoplasm. The transcript has 6 exons. The record is from RefSeq and is a predicted model, not a curated record. Lineage: Eukaryota; Viridiplantae; Streptophyta; Magnoliopsida; Fabales; Fabaceae. Gene Ontology annotation, biological process: centrosome cycle; spindle assembly. Bases 373 to 2229 code for a protein of 618 amino acids. Gene Ontology annotation, molecular function: microtubule binding.